AUGGUAACUCAUCUUUACCUAGGUGUGGUAAUCUUUGCUGUUUUUGCAGUAGCUGUUGGUCAGCCAGCUAUCAAAGUCAUAUGUUCAAAGGAUUCGAUAAGCGUCAAAUGGCGAGUUGGCCCCCAGUUGGUGCCAUAUGCUGCUCGACUCUUUAUAGGAAGUUGCACGCCCUCAGAAUGGAGGGUUUUAGACUCAGGGGAAGGAGAAGCCUCCUUUGACUACAAGUUUUCUGAAUGUGGCUUUGCAAGAAAGAUGAAAGGAAAACACAUGGUGUAUCAAGGAGACGUGAGCUUCAGACCACAGGCAAAGGGCAAGCCUGCUGUCUUCCAGCAACCCAUUGAAUGCAUUUUUAAAAGACCUGCGGGUUGGAUUCCUUCAUUUAUGAAUCCCGGAGCAGGUGCUUCUGAAGGCCGUAGUAAGCUGGUCUUCCAUAUGGCACUCCUAAAUGAUCAGUUAACAGGUGUGGCUAAGACCAAUGUGGUACCCCUGGGCUCAUUCAUGCCAAUAUGGGCUGCAGUGGAGCAGAAGUCCCAUCAGCCGCUGCUGCUGCUCAUGGAGGAGUGUGUUGCAGCCACGACUCCACAACUACUGCCCAACAGUCAGAUUCACCCGAUUAUUGGCAACAAAGGGUGCCUCUUGGAAAGUAAAACGGGAAGCUCAAUGUUCCUCCCUCGGUACCAUUCGUCAGCCAUUAUCCUCUACCUCCAAUCUUUUAGUUUUGGUAUUGGAGAGGAGGUGUACAUCCAUUGUAAUCUCAUGGUCUGGGAUCAUGACGCUCUUGACAAAACGAAGAAAGCUUGCCAUGUGACUGAACAUGGAAGCUGGGAACUGCUUGACGACCCCUCUCUGAGCUCCCUGUGUAACUGCUGUGAAUCAACUUGUGCCUCCAAGAUGAAGAGAGCGACUGACUGGGAGUCGAGCAUGAACUAUAAUUCUGUCUUGGGACCCAUCAUCAUAACGGACCAAUCCAACGCCCACUCAAACGCAACGUUAGUUGCGUCUGACUCUGCCAUCGACUCUCAGUCGUCUCUGUCGUCCACCAACUAA
Cololabis saira (Pacific saury) is the source of this 1047-nucleotide messenger RNA. RefSeq lists its product as uncharacterized. Gene Ontology annotation, molecular function: acrosin binding. The coding region runs from base 1 to 1047 and encodes 348 amino acids. The record is from RefSeq and is a predicted model, not a curated record. Lineage: Eukaryota; Metazoa; Chordata; Actinopteri; Beloniformes; Belonidae. Gene Ontology annotation, biological process: positive regulation of acrosome reaction; egg coat formation; binding of sperm to zona pellucida. The transcript is spliced from 10 exons. Gene Ontology annotation, cellular component: extracellular matrix.